GUAUGUUGUGUUUACAUGUUGAAGGUGUAGAUUUGCGUGGUCCAAAUAAAAAAGUUAAUGUUGUUUCUAUACGUGUUGUCAAGUGUAUUGACAUUUACUUUUGACCGCGUGUUAAGCGUACCUCGAAGGUGUUUUGUUUGACAAUGUGCACUGUGGGUGAUGAAGAUGUGGGAGAGAAUUCUUACAUGCAGCCGCAGAGCAGAUCACCUGUCAGUAACAUCUGUAGAAAAUGUAAUGAAAAUCGUGCAGAGGUAGUUCUUCGAAAGAAACAUCCCUAUUGCAGACUCUGUUUUGUGCAAGCAGCAACUCAUAAAUUCAGAGCAACUCUUGGGAAAUCAAAGAUCAUUAGAGCAGGUGAUAAUGUAAUGAUAGCUUUUUCUGGCAGUGAAGCUUCAGCUGCACUUGUUCAUUUGGUAUCAGUUGGCUUAAAUGAAGGAAAUCACAAACGACUCUGUUUUAAUCCCAUUAUUUUGUAUGUCGAUGAGGGCUGCAUAUUAGGUCUGUCACGGGAUGAACGAAAAAAUAUAUCUGAUGCUAUCAGCAGAAGUUUGGAAACAUAUAGGUUACCUACAUAUAUGACUUCUUUGGAAGCAUUUUUUAAUACUCAAGAACUGAAUUGCUGUAAACUUGGCACAGAAAUGUCAAUUUCUGUUGAGAAUGAAGAAAGACUCCAUAAGUUGUUCAAUCAAGUAAAAAGUUUAACUUCAAGGGAAGAGCUUUUGAAAAUUUUAAGAUUUAAGAUACUCCGUAGAGCAGCAAAGUCUUUGAACUGCUCAAAAAUAUUCGUUGCAGAUACUGCAACAGGAUUAGCCACAACUUUAUUGACCAACGUGACGUUGGGGAGAGGUGUUCAUUUACCCCUUGAUGUUGGAUUUUGCGAUGAUACUGAUAACAAUCUCUUAAUACUUCGCCCCAUGCGUGAUUUCAUGAAGAAGGAAAUUAUCUUUUACAAUGUUUUCAACAAAGUCAGUGGAGUUCACAUACCAUCAAUUGUUACAAAGGUUAGCUCCAACCAGAGCAUUCAGAAGCUAACUGAAAAAUUUGUAAUGGAGCUUCAGCAGGAUUAUCCAUCUACUGCAUCUGUAGUGUUCCGUACUGGAGAAAAGCUUAGUAUGCCAAGGGACAUCAAGCUUUCAAAUGAGGCUUGUUCCCUCUGUGAGGCACCACUAGAUGACAGAAAUAUGAAAUCAUCUUCUCUUCAAGCUACUGAAUUUUCACGUCUAGCUUCCCAUCUAGGACCUUCUGGAUUCAGUGUUGACAGCAUUAUGAGUGACUCUUAUUCAGGGAAAAACAAUUUCCCAAGUGAAAUAAAAGAAGAAUGUCAGUCAGAAAGUGCCGAUAAAGUGGACUGCAGUUCAUUCACAGAUGGUUGUGAUUGUCAGCAUAAGUGUAGUCCUGACAUGAAAAUAUGUAUUUCUGAUGCUGAAAAAUGCUUUUGCUAUAGCUGUCGAAUUAUUUUGAAAGAACUAGGCUCUGUAGAGGUUCUACCACAAGAAGUCCAAACUAAGAUCCGAAAUCAGCUUAGUUUCAGAAAUAUGAGAAAGGAAAUUGCAGAUUUUUUAUUAUGACAUAGAGUUUUAUCAUAGCUUUUAUUCAUCUCUGUUAUACUUCUGUGAAUAAAACCAAGGCGCAAAGUCA
Molecule: messenger RNA, 1638 nt
Organism: Schistocerca gregaria
Lineage: Eukaryota; Metazoa; Arthropoda; Insecta; Orthoptera; Acrididae
Gene: Ctu2
Product: cytoplasmic tRNA 2-thiolation protein 2-A
Exons: 9
Coding region: 144-1568 (474 amino acids)
Biological process (GO): tRNA wobble position uridine thiolation
Cellular component (GO): cytosol
Molecular function (GO): tRNA binding; sulfurtransferase activity
Source: RefSeq, a predicted model, not a curated record